Molecule: messenger RNA, 612 nt
Organism: Rotaria sp. Silwood1
Lineage: Eukaryota; Metazoa; Rotifera; Eurotatoria; Philodinida; Philodinidae
Source: the annotation of a GenBank genome assembly
AUGCAACAACAUAGUAUAUGUGCUAUAGAACGACGAUUGGAACCUUACACAUGGUAUAAUGAACCAACUCGAUGGUCAUCAAAUUCAUCUACUAUUAUGGUUCAUACAGAUGGAAAAACAGAUUUUUGGAGACAAACUUAUUAUGGAUUCGAACGCGACAGCGGUCAUUUUUAUUAUCGUUCUAUAGACGCUCAACAAUCAUUUACUGCUACGGUCAAUGUCCGGGGUGACUACAAAGUAAUUUAUGAUCAAGCAGGUUUAAUGCUUCGCAAUGAUGUAUACAACUGGAUCAAAUGCGGUAUUGAAUAUGUUGAUGGACUUCAUUAUGCUAGUGUUGUUGUUACUGUGAAUGGUUGGUCCGAUUGGAGUGUUGUACCACUUGAGACACCUCCAAAUCCUUUGAGAUUACGAGUCAAACGCGAGAAAGAAGUCGUUCAUAUUGAUUAUGGAGAAGGUGAAAAUGGUGCAUUUAAAAUGAUGAGGCUUGCCUAUUUACCAGUCGCAAAGAAAACAGCUCCAAUCAUGGUCGGUAUUAUGUGCGCUUCACCCAGUGAGGAAAGUGAUGGUUUCGAUGUCACUUUUGAUCGAUUGAAUAUUACUACACAUCCAUAA